AUGGGUGGGCGUCAGGUGAAACGUCUUGCGAUCUUGCUGUCCGGGCGCGGCUCCAACUUCGAGGCCAUCGCCGACAGUGUCCAGGAGGGCCGUUUGCCGGCCCGCGUCGAGUUGGUGGUCAGCAACCUGGCCUCGGCCGCCGGACUGGAAAAAGCACGGCGGCGGGGUUUGAAAACGGUCGUCAUCCCCUCCGCAGGGGUGUGGCUCGGGAGGACUAUGACCGGCGCCUGGUCGAGGAGUUGUAAGCGGCACCGGGUGGAGCUGGUUUGCCUGGCCGGGUUCAUGCGGAUCCUCAGUCCCUUCUUCGUCCGGUCCUUUCCCAACCGAAUCCUGAACAUCCAUCCCUCCCUGCUGCCGGUCUUUCCCGGACUGCAUCCCCAGCGUCAGGCGCUGGAGUCCGGGGUCCGCUUCUCGGGCUGCACCGUCCACUUCGUGGAUGAAGGGGUGGAUUCGGGUCCCAUUCUGCUGCAGGCCGUGGUGCCGGUACUGGAGUCCGAUGACGAAGAGUCCCUGGCCCAGAGGAUCCUGGUGGAAGAGCAUCGGCUCUAUCCCCGGGCGAUCGGCAUGGUGGUCGGGAUGAAGUGCGCCUGGAAGGCCGACGGGUGGUCCGCGGAGGGGAAUGGCUUAACCGUGACUGUUGAGGAACAACUGACCUUCCUGCAACAGGGAGUCGCCGAGCUGAUUCGACCGGAGGAGCUUCGAGCCCGGCUGGUUGGCUCGGCUGAAACCGGAAGGCCAUUGCGGAUCAAGGCCGGUUUCGAUCCGACGGCGCCGGACCUGCAUCUGGGCCAUACGGUGAUGCUGCGCAGCAUGAGGCGUUUUCAGGACCUGGGCCACACGGUCAUCUUCCUGAUCGGCGACUUCACCGGUUUGAUCGGGGACCCCUCCGGGCGUAGCGCCACCCGCAAGCCUUUGAGCCGGGAGGAGGUGGCGGAGAAUGCCGAGACCUACAAGCAGCAAGUGUUCAAGAUCCUGGAUCCGGAAAACACCAUCAUCGACUUCAACAGCCGUUGGAUGACGCUCUUCAGCAGCGAGCAGUUUCUCAAGUUGGCCUCCCGCUACACCGUGGCCCGCAUGCUGGAGAGAGACGACUUCAGCAAGCGCUUGAAGAAGUCACAGCCUGUCGCCAUUCACGAGCUCAUUUAUCCCCUGGUUCAAGGGUACGAUUCGGUGGUGUUGCAGGCCGACGUGGAAAUGGGCGGCACCGAUCAAAAAUUCAAUCUGCUGGUGGGGCGGGAACUGCAGAGGGAAUAUGGACAGGAACCCCAAGUGCUGCUGAUGCUGCCGCUGCUGGAGGGAUUGGACGGGGUGCAGAAGAUGUCCAAGUCCUUGGGAAACGCCAUUGGGAUCCAGGAACCGGCUUCGGAGAUCUUCGGGAAGGUCAUGUCGAUUUCGGAUGCCCUCAUGUAUCGCUACUACGAGCUCUGUACCGACCUGAGCUCGUACGAGAUCGACCGAAUCCGAAAACAGGUGGCAGAAGGCAGCCUGCAUCCCAAGGCUGCCAAGGUGGACCUGGCCAAAAGCAUCGUGCGGGAGUUUCAUUCGCGCCAGGCCGCCGACCGGGCCGAGGAAGAGUUCCAUCGCAUCCAUUCUCAGAGGCUGGUCCCCGAUCGGAUGGAGGAGAAAAGGCUGCCGGUUUCUACGGAGCGGCUACGGCUUUCGAAAGUGAUGGUACGGGUGGGGCUGGCCCCCUCGGUGGGCCAGGCCGUUCGUUUGAUCACCCAGGAUGCGGUAUCCCUGAACCAUCAGAAGGUCACCGACGUCAAGGCGGAGAUGGAUUGUUCCCGACCCUCCUCCUCUGUCCUGAAGGUGGGGAAGCGCGGCUUCGUGAAGGUGAUUGUCGGGUGA
This is a messenger RNA of Geodia barretti, 1848 nucleotides long. The record is from the annotation of a GenBank genome assembly. NCBI's taxonomy places the organism in Eukaryota, Metazoa, Porifera, Demospongiae, Tetractinellida, Geodiidae.